Messenger RNA from Paracoccidioides lutzii Pb01, 2496 nucleotides. RefSeq lists its product as hypothetical. Gene Ontology annotation, molecular function: zinc ion binding; DNA binding; DNA-binding transcription factor activity, RNA polymerase II-specific. The coding region runs from base 1 to 2496 and encodes 831 amino acids. The transcript is spliced from 5 exons. The record is from RefSeq and is a predicted model, not a curated record. Gene Ontology annotation, biological process: DNA-templated transcription; regulation of DNA-templated transcription.
AUGCCUGGCAUCCUGCCCAUGAAGGUGAUCAAGGUGGGGAACAGCUCGCAGAGUCGCGUCGCCCAGGCCUGCGAUCGCUGCAGGAGCAAGAAAAUCCGCUGCGAUGGAAUCCGACCGUGUUGUUCGCAAUGCGCGUAUGUCGGUUUCGAGUGCAAGACCAGCGACAAGUUAAGCAGACGCGCUUUUCCGCGAGGCUAUACUGAGUCAUUAGAAGAUAGGGUUCGCGCUCUGGAAGCUGAGGUGCGGGAACUGAAGGGCCUGCUGGAUGAGAAGGAUGAGAAAAUCGACGUAUUGUCGCGGUUACAUUCCUUUUCAACCUCGCGCAGGGCAUCCCUGCAAGAUUCGACGGGGUUGGGUUCCUCAAACCGGGACGAUUCGUCCAAGUCUGCUGCAUCUGAGAAAAGAGAUGAGUUGAUUCGUGUUCAACAUUCCUGCUCUUUGUUGCGGAAACCCACGAUAAAUGCACCUUUCACAGGUCCAUCAAGUACGAGAGCUUCUAUUGAUGCAUUUGCGAGCAAGUUGGAAAUUAGCGGAAAAUCAGCAUCAGGCAUCUCGACGGAUGUAUUACUCUCAGAGGCGUUUUUGCCUGUCUGGAGUUCUCAAGAUUCAUCUCCGCCCCAAAGACGCCAGCCGCGGCUUAUAACGGACCAGCUUGUUAAUAUCUUCUUCCAAGAAUGGGCUCCGAUAUACCCUGUCCUUCAUCGACCGACGAUGUUGAAAAUUUACGGAGACUACGUUAGCGACCCCGAUGCGUUUGAAAAUGAUAAAUACUACAUGGCACAGCUGAACUUGAUUUUUGGAAUCUCCGCAAUAUCGGCUUAUUCCCGUGUUCCUCAGGAUCCCACAUUCUUCGAGCAGAAUUGGCAGCCUAGGCUUGAUGCUCUCGCACACGACGUCUCCUUGCCAGGCCUCCAAUGCUAUAUCCUUGCUCAGAUUUACUACAGCAUCAAAGCCGAUUACAAGAGCCUGUUGCGUUACCGCGGUCUCGCUGUAGGAGUGUGCCAUCAACUAGGUCUCCAUCAAAGUCAGAGGGGGUUUUCAUUUACCUUCCUCGCUAGUGAAACAAGAAAGAGGGUCUUCUGGUGUCAAUAUGUUCUUGAUCGUUUUGCGGCUGCUUUAACGGGAUUGCCUGUUUUGAUGCUUGAAACAGACAUUUGUGCAGAGUAUCCAGCCGAUAUUGAUGACGAAAAUCUCACGGACAGCAUUGUUCCUACGUUAACCGGUGAAUUAACGCGCAUUUCAAGCGCUUUGGCCUUGUUCUCAGUGUCACGAAUUUUAAGCAAAGUGCUCGCUCAGCUGUAUCCUUCACCAUCUGGUUAUGAUGUCUCCUUGUCGACUGUUCAUUCCCUCGCAAAGGAACUUGACGAAUGGCAGCAAGGACUGCCGCCGCAUAUUCGCCUCGAGUUUGCGCAGGAUAAGCCGAGCGCUAAUGUUACUGGAAACCGCUCACCUAUUCUUAAUAUUGAUCUUGGGCCCGAAUGCAAGCUCGUGAAGGAAGCGCAAAAACUUCUUUCAUCAGCUGCUUCACUAGUGGAAUGCGAAUCUACCGAAGCGGCGGCCGAAUUUACUAACAUCUUAAACCUUGUUUCUCCGCUCGAGGAUUUCAAACAUGUUAAGUCAGAACAUCAACAAAAAUCAAACCCGGAAAUGCCAGGCCGGUCCCCGAAAUGCAAGUCUCCCAGGAAAGCUCCGUCUCUGGAAUCACGCCACUCCUUCACCUUGGGCGCUGGGCGAUCCAAGGAUAACGAUAUGCGCAGAAGUACUGUUUCCAAGUCCAUUGCGAACUCAAGUCCAGAACUAUGUCCACGGAGUAUCCGGUCAUCAAGCUCUGUCAGCAUCUCCUCAUCAGCGAACCCGGAAAUGACAGCGGUAACCCCUCGCUCCUCGUCUGACCUUCCUUCAGAAUACCUCAACCUGGAUUAUCUCCCACUUGGCGAUGAGAAAGUUGAAAUGAAAACGACCCCCACACCCUCCAACACUUCCACACACGGCUAUGCAGUGUCUGAGUGGGAUAAUGUCCUUGGCGACAUGGAUAGCGGACACACAAACAUAUUCAAUGGAAUCUAUGGCGGCGGGGAAUGUGGUGAUGUAGGAGCUGCCUCAUUUUCUGGUUCUCAUCUCACCCCGGCUUUCCAGUAUCCACAAAAUCCCCCUUCGUCAAUGUCUGUCCCACCAUCUUCUCAUGAGAUGAAAGCCUGGUCACCUGAAGGAUGGUCAUCCUCUUCGAGCAGUGACAUGCACCCCCAGUCAGCACCUAGCGCCGUGAGUUAUUCUGAGGAUACCAUGGGAGCUAUGGAAGAACUGUCACCGCCGGCGACGAUUGGAAAAACAUGCGAGAUGAUGACCCAACAAACACCCCCACCACCCCCUCCCCCACCACACCACGAAGGGCUUGAUGGUAUCCAGAUACCCCAGAGCCUCGGGCCGCUUGAUCACCCUCCUGAUUUCGGUGGUGGUGGUGUUGUUGAUACCUGGACUCUGCGCCAACCGGCAUGA